Molecule: messenger RNA, 576 nt
Organism: Quercus robur (English oak)
Lineage: Eukaryota; Viridiplantae; Streptophyta; Magnoliopsida; Fagales; Fagaceae
Product: mitogen-activated protein kinase kinase kinase 20-like
Exons: 1
Coding region: 1-576 (191 amino acids)
Biological process (GO): protein phosphorylation
Molecular function (GO): protein kinase activity; ATP binding
Source: RefSeq, a predicted model, not a curated record
AUGUUUGAUUUCAUCAAGAAAAUUGGUUCUGGUACUGGGUUGCCUGAGGUUCUAAUAAGGGAUUUCACUCCGUCUAUUCUGAUUGGAUUGAAGCAAGUGCAUGACCAUGGAUUUGUUCACUGUAAUAUCAAGCCUCACAAUGUCCUGUUAGUACCUAUAGUAGAUGGGUAUAUUCCUAAAGUUGUAGACUUUGGGUUGGUAAAGAGGCACAAUGUGAGAGAUGGUAGUGGUGUUAGAGGCACACAUUUGUUCUUUUCUCCUGAGAUGGUGGUUUUUGGAAUUCAGGAAGCACCUUCAGAUAUUUGGGCACUUGGGUAUACUAUGUUGAUGAUGUUGACAGGAAAACCACCGUGGUCUUGUACAUCUAAAUCUGAACUUGUGUCUCAGAUUGCUAUGGAAACACCGACAAUUCCACGCCAUAUUUCAAAAGCAUCCCAAAACUUCUUGAGUUGCUGCUUUGUGAGGCAUUCUGUGAAGAGGUUGACGGCUACCAAGCUAUUGAGUCACUUCUUUUUACUAGAAUCAAAUGAGUGUAAAGAAGUAUUCAUUCAAGAAUCAGUUGAAGUUUCAAAUUAG